AUGAAGUUGAAACCAUUUUUUUGCAGAAUAUGAAGCUCAAACAGCUCAAUGAAGUUGAAACCAUAGCUCUCAUUUAUUGCUAAAUGCCGAAAACACGCUCCUGUCAUAAAAACCUUCUUUUUAUUUCCUAUUUCAAUUUUGGAUGUAGCUCAAACUGAUUUUAAAAUCAUUUUCUUCUUGCUGCAAUUAACCAUGUACAUGCUCUAUCUUCACAACUUCAGUUCCUUCCCACAAUUUUUUCUUAAGCUUCUUAUUAUUGCAAGUCUACUUUGUGGUUCUGUAGUUCAUGUGGGGUGUUUGAAUUUCAGCUAUCCAACUUUCUACUAUGAAAACGGGACAGAUUUCAAUAGGUCUACAAAUUCAAUCAUAGAGAAGGGUACAAUUAAAAUCCCCAUAGAAGGUUCAGGAUCAGAGAUCUCAAACCUUUCUGGUAGGGUCUUCUAUAGUGAACGGUUGAAGCUAAGGGACACUCAAAGGCGCAUGAAAGCCUCAUUCAAUUCUUCUUUUGUUUUCAAUAUUGAUCCUUUAACCACUCCUGGUGGCGAGGGAUUUGCUUUCAUAUUGACAGAUGAUACCUCUCUUCAACUUAACAGUGGAGGCCAAUGGCUUGGUAUUGUCAACCCAACAAGCAUAGGGGUUUCUGACAUAGUUGCAGUGGAGUUCGAUACUAGGAAAAGCUACACUGAAGAUGUUGAUGACAACCAUGUUGGGGUGGAUGUUAAGAGCAUCUAUUCCAUCAAUCAAGAACCUCUUGGACCACACGGUGUUAAUCUCUCUAGUGGAAUUGAUGUUUUUGCUACUGUUUACUUUGAUGCUGAAGGUGGGAAUAUGAUGAUUUCUGUUUCUCCAUCAGAUUUUAUGUUGAGGACACCACCAGUGCUUGAGGUGCAUCUUGAUCUCUCUAAACUUCUUCCAGAAGAUGUUUUUGUGGGAUUUUCAGCUUCCACAGGGGUAUAUACUCAGAUCAACACAAUACGAUCAUGGUAUUUCUCUAGCAUGGAGCAUAUUGACAUCGAUCCCAUAAGUCAAGUACGGUUAUGGAUAUGGAUUCCAAUAAUUGUGGUUGGAGGAGUAUGUGGGCUUGCUGGUGCAUUGUAUUGGAGAAAAAAACGCAGAAAGAGACAACGGACUGAAGAAGAUCUGAACAUAGAGCUUGAAAUUAAAAGCUCAUCUAAUGCUCCACAUAAGUUUCAUCUGAAGGAGAUUCUGUCUGCCACAAAGAACUUCCACCCUUCAAACAAGCUCGGGAAAGGAGGGUUCGGGAUGGUUUAUAGAGGCACUUUAAACGGAAAAGAUGUUGCUGUGAAGAGGAUUUCAAAGAACACACGUCAUGGUAAGCAAGACUUUAUAGCAGAGAUCAGAACCAUAGGGAAUCUGAAUCAUAAAAAUCUGGUGAAGCUAAUAGGAUGGUGCUAUGAGAAGGGUGAGAUCCUCCUUGUGUAUGAUCUAAUGCAAAAUGGUAGCUUAGACAGAUUCAUAUUUUCAACAACAGGAGGGGAUUCAAGUCUGAGUUGGGAAAGGAGGCUUAGUGUGAUAUGUGGGGUUUCAAGGGCUCUGGAAUAUCUUCACAAUGGAUGUGAUAAAAGAGUGCUCCACAGAGACAUAAAACCAAGCAAUGUGAUGUUGGAUUCGGACUUCAAUGCUCGGCUUGGAGAUUUUGGCUUGGCUCGCACCAUCAAUCUCAGUGAAGAAACUCACCACUCAACAAAAGAAAUUGCUGGAACAUUAGGGUACAUGGCACCAGAAAGCUUCCACACGCGGAGGGCAUCUGUUGAAACUGAUGUGUAUGCAUUUGGGGUUCUGGUUCUGGAAGUUGUGUGUGGAGGAAGAAAUGUUGAACACAAACAGAAUGUGAGCAUUUUGGAGUGGGUUUGGGAGCUUCAUGGCAGAGAAAACAUAACUGAGGCUGUGGAUUUGAGUCUGAAGGGUGAUUUUGAUAAGGUUGAAGCCAAGUGUGUGCUUGAGUUGGGGCUAGCAUGCUGCCAUCCUAACCCGUGUGAGAGGCCAUCAAUGAGAACUGUGUUGCAGGUUCUAACGGGGGAAGCACCUCCACCUUCUGUACCAUUUCAGAAACCUGCUUUCACAUGGCCUGCCACUGCUCCUCUUCUCAACAACCACUUCAAUUCUCAGGUUACAGUCUCCCAAAAUGAACCAAUAACUGAAAUAACUAGUGGAAGAUGAUGGAUCAUUCUGUUUCAAAAUGCCUUUUUUUCUUUUAUCUAAAUGAAAAUGGGUUAUUAUUCAUCAAAGGAGUUCGCCAGAACACCUAGAUUUAUGGUUGAUUGAAAGUGAUGAUUUUAACAAAUUUCGUUACGAGACGCUUAUAUAAGUUUCAACGUACUCCUUGCUUUUAGGACUUUUAAUACUCAUACUCCUUUGUAUUAUUAGACUUGAUAUGUUCAAAUACA
Messenger RNA from Vigna unguiculata (cowpea), 2408 nucleotides. Its product is annotated as putative L-type lectin-domain containing receptor kinase S.5 pseudogene. NCBI's taxonomy places the organism in Eukaryota, Viridiplantae, Streptophyta, Magnoliopsida, Fabales, Fabaceae. The record is from RefSeq and is a predicted model, not a curated record.